CACACGAUAACGAAGGAAACGGCAUCAGUUUUCACUUGGUAAAACUUGAUAGCUCUUCACCUGAGUACCAGAAAGUCAUGGAUAGAAUUUUAGAGACUCUCCAUUCAGUUGAUAUCGUGAGUAUAGAACGGGUACAAAAUUAUUAUCUGUAUCAAGCUUAUCAGUUGCUGAAGCAAAAGAUGGAAUCUGACAGGGGAGAAAGCAACGAGCGACAAUUAUUCCACGGCACCAUUCCUGACAACACAAAGAAAAUCAAUUACUCAGGAUUCGACUGGAGAUUCUCUGGAUCUGCACACGGAGCUAUGUAUGGUGCUGGAGUCAACUUUGCCAGGGACGCCUCCUAUUCAAUACACUACGCAACUCGACCCAGUACUGGUCCUCAUCGCUUUAUGUAUCUAGCCAGAGUAUUGGUGGGUCGAUAUUGCUUAGGAAAAAAGGGCAUGAUGAAACCUCCUCCUGUAAAUCCUGAGUUUCCGGAGAUUCUGUUUGAUUCCACGGUCGACAAUCUGGCUAACCCUUUAAUCACUGUCGUGUAUCAAGACAGUCAGUGUUACCCAGAAUAUUUAAUCACUUUUCGAAAAACAGGAUGAAAAUAAGACAAAAUUCA
Pocillopora verrucosa is the source of this 607-nucleotide messenger RNA. RefSeq lists its product as uncharacterized. Gene Ontology annotation, molecular function: transcription corepressor activity; NAD+ poly-ADP-ribosyltransferase activity; NAD+-protein mono-ADP-ribosyltransferase activity. Gene Ontology annotation, cellular component: cytoplasm; nucleus. Gene Ontology annotation, biological process: protein poly-ADP-ribosylation; negative regulation of gene expression. Lineage: Eukaryota; Metazoa; Cnidaria; Anthozoa; Scleractinia; Pocilloporidae. The record is from RefSeq and is a predicted model, not a curated record.